Myzus persicae (green peach aphid) is the source of this 1954-nucleotide messenger RNA. RefSeq names its product fibroblast growth factor 1-like. The coding region runs from base 702 to 1244 and encodes 180 amino acids. The transcript is spliced from 4 exons. Gene Ontology annotation, molecular function: growth factor activity; fibroblast growth factor receptor binding. NCBI's taxonomy places the organism in Eukaryota, Metazoa, Arthropoda, Insecta, Hemiptera, Aphididae. Gene Ontology annotation, cellular component: cytoplasm. Gene Ontology annotation, biological process: positive regulation of cell population proliferation; fibroblast growth factor receptor signaling pathway; positive regulation of gene expression. The record is from RefSeq and is a predicted model, not a curated record.
UUAUACUGACAUUUUUUUUUUGAAACAAAUAAAAAUUAUAAAAAUUGUUUUGUUAUCAAACUCCUCCCUCGAACCUUAUUAUACCAAGGUCGUAGUCUAGAACUUAAUGUAGGUAAGGACAUAUAGAUCUGUCUUGUUUUUAGCACCCUAGUACUAUCUAAUAUCUAUUACCCUACAAUUUUUCAUUGAAAUUGUUAAAAUAAGGGUUAAAAUUGUGUUCUACCCAGUGGCGGCAUAAACCUUUUUCCUAUGAAGCAACUACCUCAAAUAAGUAGGUACACACCCACACACAAAUUUUUUCACACAUUUUAAACUUAGAUCAUACGUAAUAUGUAACUAUGCGAGUAUAAAUUAAAGGCUAGUCUAGCCAUCUAGGUCUUGGAGACUUGAGUCAUUGGGAUACCCACUACCCACCCCCAUUUUUGCAUGAGGCAGUUGCUUCAUAAAAUAGCUAUUCACGCUGCCACUGGGUAUACCCUUAAUACAUUUGAUGGGAAUACCACUGAAUAUAAGGAAGGAUAAUCGAAUAUGAUGUGUAAGUCUAAAUUGAAUGUGCCUAAGAUUUGUGGAAAGUAUUAUAUAAGUGUAAAUUAAUCCUGCUGUGUACUUGGAAGUAUCUGAUUUUGUUAAUAACAAUUUUGUUAAAAAACCACAGUUUUCUGGUAUCACAGUAAUUUUAUUUUAUUUUUAACACACUUUUCAUGGACCAAGAAGAAGAAACAACAUCUCUAACAACAACAUACGAUGUUGCAGCUUCCAAGAGUCACUUGUUGAGCAAUGCACAUGUGUCAAAUGAUCAUUCUUCUCAGAAGAACCAAAAAUCUGUAAUUCUCGACACACGUGUGAUUAAACAUUAUGGCCGCAGGAUGAAACUAAACUGCAGGCAUGGGUAUUGUAUUUUAAUACUUGAAAACGGAAAAGUAUCCAGUUCCGAUGAUGACAUAGACAGUCACUGUGUAAUGGAAUUCACAUCAAUGUCUCCUGGUCAUGUUCGUAUUAGAGGAGUUGAAGCCAAUUUGUUUUUAGCUAUGAAUAAAGAUGGACUUCUUUAUGGAGAAGCUGAUCCGAACAACAAUUCAACAAUUUUCAUUGAACAACCAGAGGGUCCUUACAGUGCAUACCUAUCUUUAAAAUAUCAACGAAAAAAAUGGUAUGUAGCUAUAAAAAAAAAUGGUAAAAUAAAAUUAGGUCCAACAACUAAAAGAGGACAACAUGCUACACAUUUUUUAACAAUUGUUGUAUAGGUAUUAUUCAUGCUACAUUCUUACAUUUUAUAUAAUACAAUAAUAAUAUUGUCGAAUACAAUUUAUAUAUAGGCAUUUGAUGAAAUAUUAAUAUAUAAAUACUAUAUUAUCCAAUAUAUUACUAUAUCCCUAGUCAAGUGCCAAUAAUGGGUGGGUUUUUAUUUAUAUUUUUUUUUCUUUCAUCACAUACACUUAUUGUACUAAAAAGUACAGAUUGUGAAUAUCUUAAUAAAAAAAAAAUAUAUAUAUAUAUGAUUUAAUUUUUUUUUUGAAAUUCAUCAUUUAUUUUUUAGUGAAAUCGUAUUUUAUUUAGCAGUUAGCACACAUACUUGUAUCACAUUAUUUUAUACAUUUAUAAUAUGAAAAUAAUAUUAAACAAUAAUAGUUAUUUAUUAUGAAGUAGUUGAAGCUUUUCAAAGCCAAUACAAUACAGGCUAGGCUAGUAUAUGUUAUUACUUAUUACUUUAAGUCUUAUUAAACUAGUCAGUAUCUUUACUUUAAGAUUUAAGAUUCCUCAUUAUGUUAUUAAAAUAAAUAAAUACAAUUUUUAUAAAAUAGAAAAAAUGCAUUGGAUUAUUUUUUCUGUAUUUUUGUAUUAUUUUUUCAAAAGAGAAUUAGCAGUUUCCAUAGCAAUACUUAUCCAGUACUGUGCAUCCCCCACCGCUUAAUUGGUGUCAGCAUUAUUAAGUGGUUCUUAAUGUGCAAAUCGC